This is a messenger RNA of Carassius auratus (goldfish), 1816 nucleotides long. RefSeq names its product glutamate decarboxylase 3 (gene gad3). Gene Ontology annotation, molecular function: pyridoxal phosphate binding; glutamate decarboxylase activity. Bases 73 to 1713 code for a protein of 546 amino acids. Gene Ontology annotation, biological process: GABA biosynthetic process. Gene Ontology annotation, cellular component: presynaptic active zone; cytoplasm. The transcript has 15 exons. The record is from RefSeq and is a predicted model, not a curated record. NCBI's taxonomy places the organism in Eukaryota, Metazoa, Chordata, Actinopteri, Cypriniformes, Cyprinidae.
UGGGGCUUUUAGAACUCUCAGCCAUUUGACACAGACUCUAGAUAUUAACAGUCUACAAGAGUGGAUGCCUCAAUGAGAAGGUCUCCAGGAGACAUUAUGGAGCUAACACAAGCUGACAGGCAGCAUUUAGACAAGAGCAAACAAGACACGGGUUCUUUAGGAAACACCGAUGACGGCCUGAAAUAUGAUAGUGGGCGCGUAGCCCAUGACUUCAGCUGCAUCCACAGCAAAGAACUGUUCCCUGCUGAGGAUGGAGAGGAAGCCACCAAGCACUUCCUGCAGGAGCUGGUGAACAUCUUGCUGGACUACAUCAAUAAAUCCCUCAAACGCAGCUCAAAAGUUCUAGAUUUCCACUAUCCUCACCAGCUUAAGGAAGGUCUGGAGGGAUUCAGCCUAGAGCUCCCUGACCAGCCAGAUAACCUAGAGCAGCUGCUGGUGGACUGCAGAGACACGCUUAAAUAUGGGGUUAAAACAGGUCACCCGAGAUUUUUCAACCAGCUGUCAACUGGACUUGACAUCAUUGGUCUUGCAGGAGAAUGGUUGACGUCCACAGCAAAUACAAACAUGUUCACUUAUGAAAUAUCCCCAGUCUUCAUACUCAUGGAGGAAGUAGUUCUGAGAAAAAUGCAUUCAAUUAUUGGAUGGCCAGAGGAAGAUGGAGAUGGAAUAUUUUGUCCUGGAGGCACCAUGUCCAAUCUGUACAGUGUGUUGUUGGCUAGGUUCCAUCUCUUUCCGGUGGUGAAGACCCAAGGGAUGUCUGCCAUACCUCGCCUGGCACUGUUCACCUCUGCGCACAGUCAUUAUUCAAUCAAGAAGUCUGCAGCAGUUCUCGGCAUCGGCUCUGAAAACGUUAUAGUCGUCAGAUGUGAUGAAAGGGGUAAGAUGAUCUCAUCAGAACUGAACUCCAGCAUCGAGACUGCAAAGUCUAAGGGUCUGGUGCCAUUCUAUGUCAACGCAACGGCAGGAACCACAGUCUACGGAGCCUUUGACCCUCUGAAUGAAAUUGCAGACAUCUGUGAACACCAUGGCCUAUGGAUGCAUGUGGAUGCUGCUUGGGGUGGAGGCUUGCUUCUGUCCAACAAACAUUGUGUGAAACUGCAAGGAAUUGAAAGAGCCCAUUCUGUGACCUGGAACCCACACAAGAUGAUGGGCGUCCCACUGCAAUGCUCAACCAUUCUAGUGAAGAGGAAGGGCCUCCUGCAGGAAUGUAAUCAGCUGUGUGCCGAGUACCUCUUCCAACCUGACAAGCACUAUGAUGUGUCCUACGACACUGGGGACAAAAGCAUUCAGUGUGGACGGCACGUAGACGUCUUCAAACUGUGGCUCAUGUGGAAGGCAAAGGGUUCUGAGGGUUUUGAAGCACAGAUCAACCACUGCCUGGAAAAUGCAGAGUAUCUUUACUACAAGCUGAAGAGAAGAACAGACUUUCAGUUGGUCUUCAAAGGAAAGCCUGAACACAGUAAUGUCUGCUUUUGGUAUCUCCCAAAACGACUGCAAAGCAUUCUUCCAAGCCCAGAGCGAGACAGAGAACUUCAUAUGGUGGCUCCGAAAAUCAAGACGAAGAUGAUGGAGGAAGGAUUCACAAUGAUUGGCUAUCAACCUCUGGAAGACAAAGUGAAUUUCUUCCGUUGUGUUUUCUCCAACCCAGCCACUCAGAGGGAGGACGUGGACUUUCUAAUAGAUGAAAUCGUUCGUCUGGGCUGUGAACUGUGAAAAUCUUUCUUAUAAUAAUCACAGGAUAAAUAUUUAUUUAUUUAUAGCCUUCUUUCUUCUUACAUCUGAAUCCAGUUACCAGUACAUAUACAUGGCAUUGUGA